GGAGUAAAAUCGCGGCCGUGCUAGCUUGUUUGUUGUUAUUUUUCAUAGCAUUGAAUGUAUUUCGGUUAUUUAGUGGCUUUUAUGACGUUCAGUAAUUAGUCGGAACAAAAGCAAUAACAUCAACUACAAUAUCACUUGAGUUUUAAAUAGCUUGUCACUUAGGUCGCUUAACUGUUAACACGCAGUUACACAGAAACACUGCAUGUGUUAAUGAGUCGGUCAUUCGUGCGCUACGGACUACACUCUACAGGCUGAGUACAGCCGCUGUAGUCCGAGUCGGUUAAUGUAACACAGGAGAUUCUCAUUAACGUCAUCUUACUGAGGAAAAUGGCUGACCCUUCAAAGGACAUGGCGGAGAUCAUGGGUUUCGGUGGAUUUGGAAAGAAGGCCCGAACGUUUGAUCUAGAUGCCAUCUUCGAACAGACAAGGCGAACUGCAAUGGAGCGAUCUCAGAAAACAUUAGCUGAGAGAGAAGUGGACAAGGCUGCUGGGAGUGUUCAGCGUCAAUCAAGGACGGCAGCUCCUCACUCCAGCAAGUCUCAGGCUAGCAUCGACAAGCGUCGUGAUUCCGACGAUGAUGAUGAUGAUGACGAGGAGUUGAUUGGUCCACCGUUACCACCGGCCGCCGCAAAUUCACAGAAGGAGCCAGAUGAUGAGAAUGGAUCUGAUGGAGAUGAAUUGAUAGGCCCUCCUCUCCCUAAUCCGACGGAGGAUUCAGAUGAAGAGGAAGAUGACCAUGAAAUGAAGUAUGGUAGGAAAGUUCCGGACAGCCACGAGAUAGUCCUCCUCCAUGGCGACAAAACUGUGUCGGCGAUGACGUGGGAUCCAGCCGGGGCGCGCGUGGCCACGGGCGGAUUUGAUUACGACGUCCGCUUGUGGGAUUUCGCAGGCAUGGAUGCCAACCUGCGAUCGUUUCGCACCCUGCGGCCGUGCGAGUGCCAUCAGAUCAAAAGUCUGCAGUACAGUAUAACCGGAGACAGCAUACUGGUGGCGUCUGGCAAUGCGCAGGCCAAGGUUAUUGAUCGUGAUGGCUUUGAUGUGAUGGAGUGCCCCAAGGGGGACCAGUACAUCACUGACAUGGCCACGACGAAGGGUCACGCUGCAAUGCUGAAUAUGGGUUGCUGGCAUCCACGCGACAAGACCGAGUUUAUGACUUGCUCUAUAGACAAUACUGUCAGGCUGUGGAGCGUGGAGGACAGUAAGAAGCACAAGGCAGUGAUCAAGCCGCGGUCAAAGCAAGGUCGCCCGACGGUGCCGACGGCGUGUGCGUAUAGCAACGAUGGCAAGCUGGUGGCGGCUGCAUGCCAGGACGGAUCCAUACAGAUGUGGGAUCACCGCAAGCAGUUUGUGAACACGGUGGCAGUGUGUCGGACGGCGCACCAGCCGGGCACGGACACGUCGUGCCUCUGCUUCUCCUACAGCGGCGCGCUGCUGGCCUCGCGCGGGGGCCUCGCCGACGACUCGCUCAAGCUGUGGGACGUGCGCAGCAUGAGGGCGCCACUGCAGCAGAAACACGACCUCGAGAACCUGUUUGCGAUGACGGACUGUCUGUUCAGCCCGGAUGACCGCAUGGUCGUUACGGGCGUGUCGGUGAGGCGGGGCCAGGGCAUGGGAGAGCUGCUGUUCUUUGAUCGUGACACGUUCGACAAAUCCUACUCGAUACCUGUGUGCGAGGGAGCGAGUGUCGUCAAAUGUAUCUGGCAUCCUAAACUAAACCAGAUCAUGGUGGGAACGAGCAAUGGACAGGCAAAGGUCUACUAUGACCCUGAGAUUAGUCACCGUGGUGCCAAGCUGUGUGUCGUCAAGACAAUGCACAAGGUGAAGCAGAUAGAGUUUGUUGCUGAUGAUCCGAUCAUCACGCCGCACGCGCUGCCAAUGUUCCGCGAGGAGCGCCCAAGGUCGACAAAGAAGAUCAACGAGAAGGCGCGCGCCGAUCCGGUGAAGUCACAUCGACCCGACCUGCCGUUCCACGGACCUGGUGCUGGCGGGCGGCUGAGCGCGAGCGGAGGCACGAUGGCGUCGUACAUAUCCAAGAAGUACGCGCUAGCGCGACCCAUCGAGAACAAGAGCCUCGACCCGAGGCAGGCCAUCCUGAGACACGCUGAGGACGCGGCAGAGAAUCCUCAGUGGACGCGCGCGUACCUGCAAACACAGCCUGAGCCUGUCUUCCAAAAAGAAGGGGAGGAGAAGAAGGAGCCGGAUGAAACUGUACAGCCUCCGUGGAAGAAAAAGAAACUCUGAGAUCCCCAUGAGGAAGUCAGACAGCUAAACUCAAUCUCUCCCACCCCACCCUACAUCACCAACC
Priapulus caudatus is the source of this 2305-nucleotide messenger RNA. Its product is annotated as WD repeat-containing protein 70-like. Gene Ontology annotation, cellular component: nucleus; site of double-strand break. Gene Ontology annotation, biological process: regulation of DNA double-strand break processing. Gene Ontology annotation, molecular function: protein binding. The record is from RefSeq and is a predicted model, not a curated record. The transcript has 15 exons. The coding region runs from base 328 to 2241 and encodes 637 amino acids. NCBI's taxonomy places the organism in Eukaryota, Metazoa, Priapulida, Priapulimorpha, Priapulimorphida, Priapulidae.